Messenger RNA from Aaosphaeria arxii CBS 175.79, 858 nucleotides. Its product is annotated as DUF300-domain-containing protein. Gene Ontology annotation, molecular function: transporter activity. Gene Ontology annotation, biological process: transport. The annotation marks the transcript as partial. The transcript has 5 exons. The record is from RefSeq and is a predicted model, not a curated record. NCBI's taxonomy places the organism in Eukaryota, Fungi, Ascomycota, Dothideomycetes, Pleosporales.
AUUGGCAGCUUCACAGCUCAUGGUCUUUUGAUAUUGCUAUCGACACUCAGCUCAAUAGUUGCAUGCACGCUGUCAGCAUAUCUGAUCUACCAACAUCUCAUCAACUACACGCAACCGAAAGUGCAGAAGCUUAUCAUUCGCAUCUUGUUCAUGGUACCGAUGUACUCGAUAUUCUGUACCCUAAGUAUUCCAUGGUAUAAACAAAGUGUAUACUUCGGCGCAGUCUACGAAUUCUAUGAGUCCCUGGUUAUUGCCAGCUUUUUUUUGCUCCUCUGUCGGUAUUUGAAUCCAGAUCUUAACGUAGUCCGGACCACUUUCGGCUUACUCGAGCCACAACCAUGGCUACAACCUGUCCGAUUCAUCCGCAAGGUGGUGUUCCGUAAGAAAGUCGAAAACACUAGGGAUGGCUCACUCUGGUUCAGCAUUAUUUGGCUCUGUGUACUACAAUUCUGCGUAGUAAAGUUUCUCGGUGCUCUCACGAAGAUUAUUACAGAGGCCUCAAGUGUGUACUGCAAAGAAUCGUAUGAUCCUGGCUAUGCAAGAAUCUGGGUUUUCGUCAUCGAAAUCAUCUCUCUUGUAACAGCCAUGUUUUGCCUUCUCCAAUUUUACAAGCAGACUAAGCUCGAGCUUGCACCACACCGCCCGUUACUGAAGUUCAUCGCAAUUAAAUUAGUAGUGUUCCUUUUCUACGUACAGGGUUUUGUCUUCGGUCAAUUGACGAAGAACGGAGGAUCCAUGUUCCCUACAGAUGCCAUAUCGUAUCCUUCCCUAGCAGUGGGUAUUCCUAAUACAGUGUUGUGCUUUGAAAUGGCAGCUGUGUCUGUCUUGCACCUCUACGCUUAUCCGUACAGAGGGUUC